Lingula anatina is the source of this 1683-nucleotide messenger RNA. RefSeq names its product N-acetylglucosamine transporter UNC93A. The record is from RefSeq and is a predicted model, not a curated record. Lineage: Eukaryota; Metazoa; Brachiopoda; Lingulata; Lingulida; Lingulidae.
UCUUCGUUUAUGUUAAAGCGCCUUUAGAAUAUUUCACUUUUCGGGUGUCUCUGUCUUGGCACACGUGUACAUGUUCAGUUACAUAACCAGCUCGCUGAAUAGCUAUUAAUAGGCUAGUUACAAUGGAUCAUUGUGAGGGUCAUUUUGCAUAAAAACUUUUAGAAAUAUUGAGAGAAAAAAGGAAUGACGACUGUCGACGAGGGACCGAAGGCUUCAAGGUUACAAGUCCCCACGAAGUUGGACAUUGCAACCACAAAAAUGCUAGCAUCGGGAAAUGUGGCAGACGACAGUCGGGUUCCAGAAGUUGAUUAUAAUUUCAGCAGAGGUCGACAUCUGAAGAACGUCUUCGUCUUGAGCAUAACCUUCACGCUAGUUUUUACAGCAUUCCAUGGUUUAGAAUCAUUACAAAGCAGUAUGAAUAAAGAUCAAGGUUUGGGAGUCUACGGUCUUGUGUUCAUCUACUCCGCCAUGAUCAUCUCUUGUCUUUUCCUGGCGCCUCCUAUCAUCUCCCUCCUAGGAUGUAAAUGGACCAUAACGGCGGCAAUGGCGUCCUACACCACCUACACCCUAGCCAACUUCUACGCAGUAUGGGGUACCAUGGCGCCUGCCUCUGUCAUAUUAGGAAUGGGAGGGGCGCUGCUCUGGUCGGCAAAGUGCAUGUACAUCACCGAAACAGCCACACAAUACGCCCAAAUAACCGGAAAGAAUAAAGACGUCCUGCUCCACCGCUUCUUUGGUAUUUUCUUUGGAAUCGUAAACUCUUCCACAGUUUGGGGCAAUCUUAUUUCAUCGUUGGUAUUAAGCCAAAGGUCUCAAAACGAAACUGAAAUUCCUGAUGAAGUUUUUAGCAGAUGUGGUGCCACCUAUUGUACAGGGGACGAAAAUAUUGGAAAUUUUUCGAAUCCAGGAUUGGAUAAACCAUCGGAAGAGAAGCUCCUGAUAUUGUGCGGCACAUACUUUGCCUGUGGCUUGAUCGCCGUGGGAGCGGUCGCCAUAUUCCUGGAUGAUCUUCAUCGUCAAAAAUCAGCAAAAUCCCAGCCGAAGAAAAGAUUCUCUAGUGCCCUAUUUGUUGCAACUUUCAACCACAUGCGGGAACCCAAACAGUUGCUACUGAUACCGAUAACUAUGAACUGUUCCAUGCAAGAAGGUUUUUUCUUCAGCGAUUUCACAAAGUCAUUCGUGAGCUGCAGUUAUGGACUCUGGAACGUGGGGUACGUCACUAUGACGUAUGGUGUGACCACCUCUCUAAUCUCAAUUGUGAUUGGACGACUGGCGAAACGAGUGGGGCGGGCGGUUUUCUUCACAUUAGCAAUGCUUUUGCAUUAUGGGUUGCUUUUCACAUUACUGUUCUGGCAACCCACACCGGAUGGAUUGCUGAUUCUUUAUGUUUUGGCGGGACUUUGGGGUGCCGCCGUAGCCAUCUGGACAACAGAGAUAAACGUAUUAUACGGAGUUCUUUUCCAUGACAGUCAAGAGGCGGCCUUCUCAAAUUACAGACUCUGGAGAGCAAUCGGGUUCAUUUUGGCUUAUAACUUCAGCGUUAAGUUGUGUGUGUUUAUAAAAUUAUAUAUCUUGAUGGGGACCCUGGCGCUGUCCAUGCUGGGCUAUUUGACAGUGGAAUUUAUGGAAAGAAAAUACUUUGGAAACGCACAAAACUGUUGAAGCUGCCAUUGACAUGCUUGG